ACAUUGACAGAUAGCCAAGAAGAUUCCAGGCUACACAUAUAGCUCUCAGCUCUUGAAGAGGUAGAUUAAUCUAGACGGUUGGUAUGGCAUCCAUCAAGGGUCCCGGUGCACCCAAAACCUACGACGGCUCCGCACUGCGCAUCGGCAUUGUGCACGCGAGAUGGAACACUAAAAUCAUUGACGCGCUUCUGGAGGGUACCAGGAAGAAGUUGAAGGAGGCGGGUGUCAAGGACGAGAACAUUGUUGUGCAGACUGUGCCAGGCAGUUAUGAGCUGCCGUACGCUGUCAAGCAACUCUACUCGGCCUCGCAGAUUCAGUCUUCCUCGACAGGCGUGGUAGGCGCAGCUGCCGACCUCCUAGGCUCCACGUCUGACCUCACUUCUCUCUCCAUAACACCGUCCAAGACGUCCAACUCGCCCUUUGACGCUAUAAUUGCCAUUGGUGUGCUCAUCAAGGGCGAGACGAUGCACUUUGAGUACAUUUCGGAAGCGGUAAGCCACGGGUUAAUGAGGCUGCAGCUGGAUAACAACGUGCCCGUCAUCUUUGGCCUGUUGACGCUGUUGAGCGACGAGCAGGGACUUGUGAGGGCGGGAAUUGGGGGCAAGAACGGCAACGAAGGACACAACCAUGGCGAGGACUGGGGCAGUGCGGCGGUGGAGCUGGGUGUCAAGAGGAGGGGAUGGGUUGAGGGAAAGUUUGUGGACUAGGCGGUAUGUAGGCAUUUGUCUGCUGCUCGAGAUUCAGAAUUCAGGAUUCAACAUGGUA
Messenger RNA from Pyrenophora tritici-repentis Pt-1C-BFP, 765 nucleotides. RefSeq names its product RibH, Riboflavin synthase beta-chain. Gene Ontology annotation, cellular component: mitochondrial intermembrane space; riboflavin synthase complex; intracellular anatomical structure. Gene Ontology annotation, molecular function: 6,7-dimethyl-8-ribityllumazine synthase activity. Lineage: Eukaryota; Fungi; Ascomycota; Dothideomycetes; Pleosporales; Pleosporaceae. Gene Ontology annotation, biological process: riboflavin biosynthetic process. The record is from RefSeq and is a predicted model, not a curated record.